Messenger RNA from Alnus glutinosa, 3864 nucleotides. Its product is annotated as pentatricopeptide repeat-containing protein At2g16880. Gene Ontology annotation, molecular function: protein binding. The record is from RefSeq and is a predicted model, not a curated record. The transcript is spliced from 3 exons. NCBI's taxonomy places the organism in Eukaryota, Viridiplantae, Streptophyta, Magnoliopsida, Fagales, Betulaceae. Bases 97 to 2415 code for a protein of 772 amino acids.
CAUUUUCUUUUCUACUUCUUCUUCUUCUUCUCUGAGAAAGCCUACGUAAUCUCUCUGACCGAAAUGCCCUAACCCUAAAUCACAUUGGGAGACGCCAUGAUCAACCCAAUCUCAACGGCAAGCCAACUUCAACUCCUCCAAACCCUUACGAAAAUCCUGACCUCCUCGAACACCCCACUCGAUUCCUUGACCCCGUACGUUCCACACCUGACCCAACCCAUCCUCAACUCUCUCCUCUCCUCCAAAACCAUAGCCUCACGCCCCAACACCCUCCUCUCCUUCUUCAGGUUCCUCCAGUCCCACUCUCCUUCCCUCGCUGACUCCCCUCACACCCUCCUCUUCCUCCUCCCCUCCCUCUUCGCGCACAACAAGUUCUCCGACGCCAAGUCCCUCCUCGUCUCCUUCAUCGCCUCCGAUCGCCAACACCAGCUCCACCGCCUCAUCCUCCACCCCGCUCGCACGCUCCCCAGGCUCUCCCGAGCGCUUCUCGACACUUCCAUUGGCGCCUAUGUUCAGCGGAAGCAACCCCACCUCGCCGCCCAGAUUUUCAAUAAGAUGAAGCGGCUGCGAGUUCGCCCCAAUUUGCUCACUUGCAACACUCUCCUCAAUGCCCUGGUAAGACACCCGUCUUCGUACUCCAUCUCGUUGUGUAAGGACAUCUUUCAGGAUGCGGUUAAGCUAGGUGUCAAUUUGAAUACCAAUAGUUUUAAUAUUUUGAUAUAUGGGUACUGUUUGGAGAAUAAGUUUAAGGAGGCUUUGGAGUUGGUGUGUAAGAUGGGUGAGUUUGGAUGUUCGCCGGAUAAUGUGAGUUAUAAUACGAUAUUGUACGCGUUUUGUACAAAGGGGAGGUUGAAUGAGGCGAGGGAUUUGUUGCUGGAUAUGAAGAAUAGAGGGUUGUUACCGAAUCGGAACACUUAUAAUAUAUUGGUUUGUGGGUAUUGUAAAUUGGGAUGGUUGAAGGAGGCGGCAAAGGUGAUGGAGUUGAUGACGCGGGAUAACAGGUUGCCGGAUGUCUGGACUUAUAACAUGUUGGUUUGGGGGUUGUGUAAGGAGGGUAGGAUUGAAGAAGCUUUGAGGCUGAGAGAUGAGAUGGAGAAUUUGAAGUUGUUGCCGGAUGUAGUCACGUAUAACACGUUGAUUGACGGGUGUUCUGAGUGGCAGGGAAGUUUGGAUGCGUCUAAGUUAAUUGAGGAAAUGGGUGAGAGAGGAGUGAAGCCGAAUACAGUUACUCACAAUAUAAUGAUUAAGUGGUUUUGUAAGGAAGGGAAAAUGGAUGAAGCGAGUGAUGCUGUUCGGAAGAUGGAAGAAAGUGGGGUUUCUCCCGAUUGUGUUACCUACAAUACUUUGAUAGAUGGGUAUUGUAAAGCAGGGAACAUGGGGAAAGCAUUUGGAAUGAUGGAUCAGAUGGGUAGGAAAGGCUUGAAGAUGGAUAGUGUUACCCUUAAUACCAUUCUAAACACACUUUGUGGGGAGAAAAAGCUUGACGAAGCAUAUGAAUUGCUUACUAAUGCUAGUAAGCGUGGUUAUAUUCUUGAUGAGGUAAGCUAUGGAACUUUGAUGAUGGGAUACAUUAAGGAUGAAAAGCCAGAAAAGGCCUUCGAGGUUUGGGAUGCAAUGAAGAAGAAAGGAAUCCUUCCCAGUAUUGUCACCUAUAACACUAUAAUCAGAGGGCUAUGCCUAUCUAAAAAAACUGAUCAAGCAAUAGAGAAGUUGAAUGAGCUUUUAGAGAGUGGUUUUGUCCCAAAUGAAAUUACAUACAACACAAUCAUACAAGGUUUCUGCCGGGAGGGGGACAUUGAGAAAGCAUUUCAGUUCCACAACAAAAUGGUUGAGAAUUCAUUUAAGCCAAAUGUGUUUACAUGUAAUAUUCUUCUCCGUGGGCUUUGUAGAGAGGGUAUGCUAGAAAAGGCUCUUAAGCUUUUCAACACAUGGAUUUCGAAAGCAAAAGCCACUGAUGCAGUUACUUACAACACAUUGAUAUCAAGCCUAUGCAAAGAAGGGAGAUUAGGGGAUGCUUUUGAUCUUCUCACAGAAAUGGAAGAGAGAAAAUUAGGGCCUGACCAGUAUACGUAUAAUUCCAUUCUUGGUGCGCUUACAGAUGCUGGUAGGAUUGAGGAAGCAGAGGAGUUCAUGUCAAAAAUGGCUGAAAUUGGAAAACUACCUUAUCAGCCCUCACAAAUGGGCAAGAGGCAAGAUGUUGUAACUCAUGAAACUCUGGAGGAAUCUGAUUCGAGUUCUACUGCUUAUUCUGAACAGAUCAGUGAGCUGUGUUCUCAAGGGAAAUACAAGGAUGCAAUGCGCAUUUAUGAAGAAUUUACUCAGAAAGGUGUCACUGUAAAUAAAUCAACCUUUUUUCAUUUGAUGGAUGGGCUGAUCAAGAGGAGAAAGAGCAUAUCAAAGGCUGCUCGACUUUAGUGAGCCCUUCUGCUGCUAUGGGCAAUAUCACAUGGUGUCGGUCUCAUCAACAUGUUUUGCAUUACUUUCCACAUAGCUGGGGAGGAUUUCAGAUGAUGGGUUGCAGGAAAUGAUUUCCAUAUUGUUUGACUAAUGAUUGGAAGGCAAUGGGACUGCAAGAAGAGUUGUUGCAGUUAUAUGAUGAUGAUACUAAGGGGAGUACUAUUGGGCUCAUGUAUUUCAUAGCCAAUAGAAAAUGGAAGCCUCGUUUACACCCUAUUCCCUCCAUGGAUUCCUUUUCAUGUAUUGAGAGGUCUUUGAUAGGUAAGAACUGUUAUUUAGUUAAAGGGAAUCCACUGGUAUCUGGAUGGGAUGAUCCUUACAGUUGGGCUGCAGGGAAGUGCUUGCUUAUAGUUGGGACGUGGGUAGGCAAUGUGAGAUUCAGGGAAGGCGUUAAGAGUUAGAUAAUGAUAUGAAGAUUUCAUGGUGAUCUCUUUUCUUCUUUUAUCAGUUUCUAGAGUAAUCUAUGCAUUUUCCUUGGAAAGUUCUAAGGUGUUUAGUUUCAGUUUCAUAGCUUUGUGCUGGUCAAUUUUUGGGCAUUAGGAUUCUUGGCCUAUAUGUAAUCAUUGCUGGCUGUGAGUGGAAAGGUAAAUACAAAAUGGUAUAAGAGGAUUUAGAGAUGUAUUAGUGUAGAGUUGACAGGUUAUAUAUGUUUCAGGUUCACUAAACAAAAGGCUAUAGCUCAAAAUGAAAAGAAGCUGAUUGGAUGCUCGGACAAGGAUUCUCUCCAUUUCACUUAAAAUGUAGAUGAACCAUUUUAUGGCAAGAAUUUAAUGUUAUUGCAUUUAACGAUGUAACAUUAAGAUUUUUUGAAUGGUUUGUCAACAAAUUUAUCACGCAACAUCAUCUACACCGUAGAUAAAUAUUAAAUCCUGACCAUAAAAUGGUUCAAAAAUGAAGAGAAUCCUAUUCCUGUUCAAGAUGAGACAUGUCAUGCAAUAUUGUUUGCUUGGUGAGAUGGCAAAUGAUGAUGACUGUCUAGCCAAGAAUGGGGCUAGUUCCAAAAAUGGGAACCUUUGUUGCUAGAUAUUGACAAAUGAGAAGCUUCUGCAUAAUGUUCAGGUUACUAUUCUUGGCACAAGGUACAGGAGAUUUCAAUAAUAAUGUAAGAGAAGAACCAUCUCUGCGGGAAGAAUUCCAAAGGUUAAAUUAAUUGGGCUGGGCUUGAAUUGACAUAGCAUGAGUAAAUAAGAGAAACAAGUCAUUAAUAGUUGGACCAUUGGAGUUGUAAUCAAGUAUUAAUGCAUUUCGAUGCUCCUGUACAUUGGUCUUCUAGUUUUUCUUCUUUUUCUUUGGCUAUCUUAUGAAUUUCAUAUGUUCAAUAUUUUUAAGGAACUCAUAGAUAUGCAAACAAGGAUGUGGGUUCUAUAUGUGAUAUAUGUGCAUGAAAAAUGCUAGACUUAACAAUUA